AGAGGCUUUACAGUAAAACUGGUGCACCUGGCAGUCUGAGAAAUCACCUGGAUCUGUUGGAAUUACUGGCUUAUCUGUCACUUCUCUUCUGCACGAGGUGCUCAGGAAUGUGAAUUCAUUCAACUGCAAUCUGACACUGAGCAGAUAACACAGAUCUGUUUCUGUCUUGUGCUGUACUGACUGACCUCAGUGAAAUGCUGUUUCAUCCUCACUGUCUAAGCAGGAUUUAUUUGCAAUGAGGAAAACUGACACAUGGCAAGAUGGCAGCGCGCUUGACACAAUUGGAGAGAUGGACAGCGCUGACAGCUGCGACAGUGUGGUCAGCUUCAACUCCUGCUUCAGUGAUGAUAGUUUGGAGUUCCUCUCCGCUGAAGAGAAAGCUUGUCUCAUGUUCCUAGAGGAAACCAUUCAAUCCCUGGAUACAGAAGAUGACAGCGGCCUGUCCAAUGAUGAGCCCGAUCAGAUACCAGCACGAGGAAAUGUGGCAACCAAAGCAGCUCACCUCACUGCAUCGAUGGGAGUCAACAAGCGCCCUGGUCGAGAUACACCUAGACGCCACUUUGAGGAUCCAUCACCGUCUGGUAGCCCGGGGAAAAAUGAAAACGUCAAUUAUAUGGUCCCUACUCCAUUUAUUCUAGCGAAUGGUAACUCGCGAGUCCCAAACCGACCUGGAUUAGCCGCGUCCCCAACUAAGAAGCUAUCCGCCAUGAAGAUGGCUCCUGAAAAUAUCCAGCCUUGUUCAGAUGUCAAUGUAGUUGUGAUAUCUCCUCCACAUAAAACCAAAAGCAAGAAAGAAAACCUAAAUAACCAGAAAGCACAGAACGGGUCCUGCGGAGGGCCGCUCUCUUACCAAGGUCUUCUUCUAAGGAACAACAAUGCAGCUGAAGCCGAUUCAGGGAGCACCCCUGCAAUCCAAACCUUACUACAAAAAUCAAAGAGUGUGGAAAGUGUGGGCACCAAGACCGUUCCCCCACCAGUGGCCCCCAAACCUAAACUCAAAGCCUCAAGGAGCCAAGAAGGAGCCACUGACUCAAAUGUGCCCCACGCCAGGGUAUUAAAAGCUGAAAAAUUAAUGAAUCCAGAGAAAGUGAGGUUGGAGGCUCUUUGUAAGCUGGGUCUCCUUAAAGUGGAGCAGGUCAGGACAAUCCCACAAUCCCCAGCGCACAACCAAGCCACAGGUGAACCUUAUCGGCCAUGUGACGCUCCAAAACCUGAAAAACCGAUGCAGAACCUUCAACAUCAGCGCUCUGUGAGCGACGUCUGCGCAGACCCUCCACGUCCACGACCCUCCAAUACGACUGCAAUGGUGAAAGCUGCAACACUAAAACGCAUUGGGCCUUCAGGUUCUGACAUCAACGACUUAAAUACGGUAUCUCUGAACCAGCAGUCGUGUUCUUCUACAGUAGAAACAAAGAAACAUAGAGACAUACAAAGUCAGUCAAAACUCAGAAAAGACCAUGAGGCGUCCUCAUCUCUUUCUGAAUCUCAACACGUUCAGGGCUUUAAUGUGCCGGUGCACAGCAUCGGCAAGGACCGAAGAGAUGCAUUACGUAAACUAGGACUCUUGAAAAACUGAGUGCCGACUGUAUGUGAUUUUAGUAAUAUCCUUACUGAAAAAUCCAGCUAAGAUGAGCUGGUAGCUGAGAUGGCAGUAGCUGGUUAAGUCCUCCCAGCCUGGCAAAGCUGGUGAGUCAGCUGGUCUUCCAAAACACAGACAAGCUUGCUACACCAGCUAAUAUCAUGCUGGGAGACCAGUUAAAACCAGCUAACCAGCUUAUGCUGGUUUUAGCUUUUUUUUUCAGUAGGGCUACUCUACUUUUAGUCCAAUAUGUAUGGACUUGUCACCCAGAUGCCGAAUUCAGUGCUUAAAAUUAACAACUUAAGUACUGGCUUUGUAAGUACUAGAUUAGCAAUUAGCCUUCAAUGACCGUUUAGUCUUAAUCUCUUAAACCGUCUCUUAUGUGCCUUU
This is a messenger RNA of Misgurnus anguillicaudatus (oriental weatherfish), 1969 nucleotides long. RefSeq lists its product as uncharacterized. The record is from RefSeq and is a predicted model, not a curated record. NCBI's taxonomy places the organism in Eukaryota, Metazoa, Chordata, Actinopteri, Cypriniformes, Cobitidae.